This is a messenger RNA of Salvelinus namaycush (lake trout), 2093 nucleotides long. It is a transcript of the gene rag2, whose product is annotated as recombination activating gene 2. The record is from RefSeq and is a predicted model, not a curated record. Bases 221 to 1822 code for a protein of 533 amino acids. Gene Ontology annotation, molecular function: sequence-specific DNA binding; protein binding. Gene Ontology annotation, biological process: V(D)J recombination. The transcript has 2 exons. NCBI's taxonomy places the organism in Eukaryota, Metazoa, Chordata, Actinopteri, Salmoniformes, Salmonidae. Gene Ontology annotation, cellular component: DNA recombinase complex; nucleus.
CCUGCCUGUCAGCAGCGGUCACAGACAGUUAACCUCAAGAUCUGUAACUCAUCUGAGUCAAUCGAGCUUCACAAACUAUGUCAACCAGUGUCUGUCUAAACAGCUUACUACUAAAGCUACACAAAGACUAGCCUAACUUAUUACAACAUUCCACAACACUGUUCUUCGAGACGUUCAAACAGUAAAGUUAGCUACUUCAGCAGGAGCCACCUGCGGUAGCAUGUCUCUGCAACCACUGACUGCAGUGAACUGUGGCAGCCUCCUGCAGCCUGGCUGCUCCCUGUUACAGCUGGACGGUGACAUAUUUCUGUUCGGCCAGAAAGGCUGGCCCAAGCGCUCCUGUCCUACUGGGGUUUUCGGGGUACGCCUAAAGCAUGGGGAGCUCAAACUGCGACCCAUCUCCUUCUCCAAUGACUCCUGCUACCUUCCCCCUCUGCGUUGUCCCGCCGUGACCCGCCUUGAGCCCCAUGAUGGACACCCAGAGGGCUACCUCAUCCAUGGAGGCCGAACCCCAAACAACGAGAUCUCCUCCAGCCUCUACCUGCUGACCCUGGACAGCCGUGGCUGCAACCGCAAAGUGACCCUGCGAUGUCAGGAGAGAGAGUUGGUGGGAGAGCAGCCAGGGCCCCGAUACGGCCACACCCUCAGCAUGGUGCAGAGUCUGGGCAAGAGGGCCUGCGUUGUGUUUGGGGGCAGAUCCUACAUGCCGGCCGGGGAGCGGAGCACAGAGAACUGGAACAGCGUUGUGGACUGCCCUCCUCAGGUGUUCAUCAUCGACUUAGAGUUUGGCUGCUGCUCCGCCCACACCUUACCUGAGCUCACUGACGGCCAGUCCUUCCACCUAGCUUUGGCCAGAGACGACUGUGUCUACUUCCUUGGUGGCCACACUCUGUCGUCUGACUCCCGUCCUCCUCGUGUGUUCUGCCUGCGUGUGGACCUCCUGCAGGGCAGCCCUCUACUCUCCUGUGAGCACCGGGACACCGGCCUGUCCAUCACCAGUGCUAUUGCCACCCGUGUGGGGCCCUCCCAUGAGUACAUUGUCCUGGGUGGGUAUCAGUCAGAGACCCAAAAGAGGAUGGAGUGCAGCAGUGUGGUGCUGGAUGACUCUGGGAUCAGCAUCGAGCCCAGAGAGGCCCCUCAGUGGACAGGGGAAAUCAGCCACAGCCACACCUGGUUCGGAGGCAGCUUGGGUGGAGGGAGCGCUCUGAUCGGGGUCCCCUCUGAGGGCAGGCCAGCCCCGCCCGAAGCACAUUACUUCUACCAGGUGUGCUUCCAAAAGGAGGAGGGAGGAGAGGGUGAAGACGGGAAUCAGGGCUGCAGCCAGGAGUCCACAGACUUCGAGGACUCCGCCCCUCUGGAGGACUCUGAGGAGCUGUACUUCGGCCGCGAGCCCCAUGAGCUGGAGGACAGCAGCGAGGGAGAGGGGGAUACGUACAAUGAAGAGGAUGAGGAGGACGAGUCCCAGACAGGCUAUUGGGUCAAAUGUUGCCUGGGCUGCCAGGUGGACCCCAACACUUGGGAGCCCUACUACUCCACAGAGCUGCUGCGGCCAGCCAUGAUCUACUGCUCCAAAGGGGAGGGAGGCCACUGGGUCCAUGCCCAGUGUAUGGAGCUGACUGAGGGCCUGCUGGUGAGGCUCUCGCAGGGAAACGGCAAGUACUUCUGCCUGGACCACGGGGGCCUGCCCCGCCAGGAGAUGACCCCGCCACGCCAGGUGCUGCCCCUGAAGAGGAGCCCCAUGAAACCCCAGCACAGGAAGGGCCCAAUGAUGCCGAAGAUGACACCCGCCAAGAAGCGCUUCUUCAGGAGGCUGUUUGAGUGAUGUCUGACCAUGCAGUAUAGUUAUACUUACUCAUUGAUCAACUGGUUCAUAAUAUGUCAUUCUAAUUAUGUGGCCUAAAUGCCAUAUCAUUGUUUACUGUGCCAUUGCAGCAAUUUACUGUUCUCAAACUUUUGAAUAAGUAAACUCAGAACUAUUUUUUGUGCUUGUUUUUUGAAUCCUUACAGUGCUCAAUAUUUUAUGUAAUAAACUAAACUAAACUUUUGCAAGAAAAAUGUAUGAAACCAAAUUGAAUAAAAAUGGAAAUUAAAGC